Molecule: messenger RNA, 1477 nt
Organism: Amphimedon queenslandica
Lineage: Eukaryota; Metazoa; Porifera; Demospongiae; Haplosclerida; Niphatidae
Exons: 1
Source: RefSeq, a predicted model, not a curated record
UUGUAACUGGUUUCAGAUAUAAAAGUUUAUAGACAACUUUCAGAUAUAAAAUUUUAUAGACAACUAAGAGUCUACAUACACUUUCAAAAGCAAAGAGUAAGAAUAAGAUCUGCACUUUAUUUAAAGAUGCAAUUUCUUUGUCUUUUCUGGAAAAGUGUGGUUUAGUCAUUUGUAAUUAAUUAAGUUCAGUUGUAAAAUAAAAAAAUGAGUAUUCUGUAACUCAGAUUCAGUGCAAUUAUGAUUUGUACCCUCCCACUAGAUCUUUAGGUGGUUAUUAAGUAAUUAUUAUUAAUGAAACCACGAGUUUUCAGUCCUUCUGCAACUAUAGUCUCUCACUAUACCUCAGUGGUACUCAGUGAAAACUUUUUAUUUGUAGUUCUUGAUACAGAGUCGCUAUCAUUAGCCUUCAGUGCUGUCAUUAUUUUCCUCUUCUCACUUAAGAAACAUUUCCAGUCCUCCUUCGGUUUCAUCGCUUUCCCCCCGGCUAUAACUCAAUUCUUCCUUCUUUUUUCAUUGGUUUCGCAUUAUCUGUUGCUACUACUGCAGUAAUCAUGGAGCAAACUCCAGUGGUAAAUGCAGCAGCUGCUAGAAAAGAGUGUCCUCAUUGCAACAAAACUUUUUGUGACCAAAAAGGAGUCAAAAGACACAUAAAAAGAGCUCAUGAAGAUGCAGCGGCGGCAAACCUUUAUCGUGGAAAUAUGAAAUGUACAGAUUGUGAUUCAUGGUAAGGGCAUGCACUGUGAUAUGGUAACACUUCUAUAUUGACAUUUAACUUUAUAUAGGUUUACUCGUAUGGCAAGUCUUAAACUUCAUAUGCAGCAAAAUCAUGAAGUGGAGUUAGAAACUAGAGAAUUACAAUUUGACAAUAUGGCUGGAUUUAUGGCAUGGAAAAAGGAAGAAGAAACAACUACAAGGUCUUACUAUGUCCUACAUAAUGGAAUAGUCAAUUCUCCAACAACUCAAUAUCAUUAUUACUACUGUAACAGAUCUGGUUUUUAUAAAGGAAAAGGGAAAGGGAUAAGGAAUUUGAAAUGCCAACAAUCUGCAAAAAUUGAUGGGACAUGCUUGUCUCACAUAGUUGCUGAUGAGUGCAUCAAGACUGGAGCAGUUACUGCAACGUAUGUGACUACUCACACAGGACACUCCAUGGAUUUAUGCCAUCUUCCAAUACCUGUCGAGAUUAAGGUACAAAUUGCCACACAGUUAAAGCAAGGAGUCUCAGUAACCCACAUUAUGGACAAUAUAAGGGAUAUGUCACUGAUGAAAAGUGUGACACGUCAACACCUGUUAGUACGUCAGGAUGUUAACAAUAUGAGACGCUCUUUGAACCUCAAAAAUGUACACAAACAUUCCAAUGAUCAUACUAGUACUUCGCUAUGGGUAUCAGAGUUGAGGUCAAGUGAAGAUUAUGAUCCAAUUUUGGCCUAUAAGCCUCAAGGAGAGUUUGUCGAAGACAUAGAUGACAUAUCUAAAGAAA